AUGGCUCCUACAAAAAACUUAACUACACAACAAAGAGAAUCCAUAAUGCAGAAGCUACUGUCUGCAUUAAAUAAGAAGGGCAAACCAGCGCAAGGCACAAUCAACGCACUUGCGAUUGAGUUUGAGGUUUGUAGGAAAACAAUUACACGAUUGUGGAAUGAUGUCAAGAAGCAGAUGACAAACAACACCACAGUCAUUAACCUCAACGGCAAGAGAUGGGGGAAAGAAGUAGCAAACAAAAUAAAAUUUGAUGAAGAAAAAUUUAAGGCAAUCAAAUAUGAACUCAAGGGUACACAGCAUUCAGUAGCAAAGCAGAUGGAAGUGUCACAAUCAACGGUGUGUAGGUGGAAGAGGAACAAAGUAAUAAGAAGGCACACAGACGCAAUCAAACCGGCUUUGAAUGAAAACAACAAGUUAUACAGGUUAAGCUUUGCAUUAUCUAAAUGUGAAUACAAUGAACAAAAUGAUGCAUUCAAGUUUAAGCCAUUUACUAACGUUGUUCACAUAGAUGAAAAACAUUUCUAUAUAACCCGAGAGACACAGAGUUAUUAUCUAGCUCCGGGUGAAGAGCCAGCAAAAAGAAGCUCAAAGAACAGGAAAAGGGGAGAGAUGGAAACUAAGCCAAUACAAUCAAUCACAAAAGAGCACAUUAGAGAAAUGCUUAUCACUAAUGUGUUGCCAACCAUUAGGGCAAAAUGGCCUGCUGAAUUAUCCAAGCAUAUUUACAUUCAACAAGACAAUGCCAAACCUCAUAUAGCACACAAUGACAGAGGGUUUUUAGAAGAGGCAAUGAAAGAUGGAUUUAAUAUACAAUUAGUGCAACAACCUCCAAAUUCCCCUGACAUGAACGUGCUAGAUUUAGGUUUUUUUAGAUCAAUUCAAGCUUUACAAUAUCAAAAAUCAGCUUACAAUGUUAAAGAGUUGCUUAAGGCUGUGAAUAAUGCAUUUCAAAAUCUGAGUCCACAAUGUUUAAGGUUUGUAUUCAUAACUUUACAAGCUUGUAUGAUAGAGGUCAUGAAAAAACAGGGGGGGUUUGACUAUCACAUUCCUCACAUGAACAAAACAAAGGCAGCAAGGGAAGGGACUUUACCAGAUUACCUCACUAUUGACAAACAAUUGGUUGUGGAUUCACUUCAAUAUUUAUUCACAAAGCUAAGUACAGAAAAAAUGAAUCAGCUUGUGGAACUCAUUGGGUAUGCAGGGGGAUAUGAAGAAGGGGAUUUGAAUGUAGAAAUGUCAGAAGUAACCAACAACCAAACUCAACAAAUCUCAACAGUUGCAACAGCAAUCAUCGUUUAA
Molecule: messenger RNA, 1299 nt
Organism: Amaranthus tricolor (Joseph's coat)
Lineage: Eukaryota; Viridiplantae; Streptophyta; Magnoliopsida; Caryophyllales; Amaranthaceae
Exons: 2
Coding region: 1-1299 (432 amino acids)
Molecular function (GO): nucleic acid binding
Source: RefSeq, a predicted model, not a curated record